This is a messenger RNA of Anopheles gambiae (African malaria mosquito), 590 nucleotides long. Its product is annotated as trypsin-2-like. Gene Ontology annotation, biological process: proteolysis. The transcript is spliced from 2 exons. Gene Ontology annotation, molecular function: serine-type endopeptidase activity. The record is from RefSeq and is a predicted model, not a curated record. The coding region runs from base 21 to 590 and encodes 189 amino acids. Lineage: Eukaryota; Metazoa; Arthropoda; Insecta; Diptera; Culicidae.
GUUGUUGAGAUUGUUUGCAUAUGUUUACUUAUUCUCUCACCUCAUCCAGCAAGAUCUCCCCGACGACGGUAAUGGUGCGCGCCAACUCGUCGUUCUUUAACCGCGGCGGCAAGCUGCAUCGGGUCGAGAAGGUGAUCAAGCACGAGCGGUUUUCAUACGCCACCGGGGACUACGAUUUUGGGCUGCUGAAGCUAAAGCAACGCUAUCGGCGUGGAACGUUCGUUAAGUUGCCGGAGCGGCGUAGACGCUUUCCAACGGCCGAACGGUGCACGGCGAUGGGCUGGGGUGAAACGUUGGGCCGCGAGUCGAGGGAGCAGCUGCGGCAGGUUGUGAUGCCGAUCGUGUCGCAGGCGGUGUGCCGAAAGGCGUACGAAGGGACGGACGAGAUUACGGCGCGGAUGCUGUGCGCGGGCUACCCGGAAGGGAUGCGCGAUGCGUGUGAUGGAGAUUCUGGAGGACCGCUGAUUUGCCGGGGCAUACAAGCGGGAGUCAUUUCGUGGGCGAUUGGAUGCGCGCAGCCGAACAAAUACGGCGUUUACAGCAGCAUUGCCGAGGGCCGUGAGUGGAUUCGGAACCAUACUGGUGUUUAA